CCUCCCACCCUGCUCUGAGUCCUCAGCAGGGAGUGGCCGCUCCCUUCUCCAUGGACUUCCAAGAGAGGGGCCCCCCCUCGCUGUCCGAGAGCGCUCAGUCUGCCAAGUCCAGCAGUGCCCAGCAGGCCUCUGAGCUGUGGGAGGUGGUGGAGGAGCCUCGGGGCCGGCGAGGCGCAGAGGGUAUCAUGCCCGAGAGGCAGGAGGGCCACCUGCUCAAGAAGAGGAAGUGGCCUCUGAAGGGCUGGCACAAGAGAUAUUUCGUGCUCGAGGACGGGAUCCUUCGCUAUGCAACCACUCGGCAAGAUAUCACCAAGGGGAAGCUGCAUGGCUCCAUCGAUGUCCGACUGUCUGUCAUGUCCAUCAACAAAAAGGCCCAGCGCAUUGACCUUGACACCGAAGACAACAUCUACCACCUCAAGAUCAAAUCCCAGGACCUGUUCCAGAGCUGGGUGGCCCAGCUGCGUGCCCAUCGCCUGGCCCAGCGCCUGGACGUGCCCCGCGGCCCGCUGCCCAGCAACUCUCACCGGAAGGUUCCUGGUGCCCAGCUCCCCACAGCGAUCAGUGCCUCAGCUCUCCCUGGGGUGGGGCCUCGGGAGAAGGUGUCUUCCUGGCUGAGGGGCAGUGAUGGCCUAGACCGCUGCUCUCACGAGCUCUCGGAGUGUCAGGGGAAGCUCCAGGAACUGCACAGACUCCUCCAGAGCCUGGAGUCCCUGCACCGCAUCCCCUCAGCCCCUGUGAUCCCCACGCACCAGGCCUCCGUGACGACGGAGAGACCCAAGAAGGGGAAACGGACCAGCCGCAUGUGGUGCACACAGAGCUUUGCCAAGGACGACACCAUCGGACGGGUGGGUCGUCUCCACGGCUCUGUUCCCAACCUAUCUCGGUACCUGGAGUCCCGGGACCACUCAGGGCCCCGGGGGCUGCCACCCCCAGACUAUGCCCACCUGCAGCGCAGUUUCUGGGCCCUGGCCCAGAAGGUGCACAGCUCCCUCAGCAGCGUCCUGGCCGCCCUCACCGCUGAACGGGACCAACUGAGGCAUCUGCACCAGGGUUCCGAGCUGUCCAGACUGGGGGUCUCCGAGGCCUCCGCUGGCCCAAGGCGCCUCCAUUCCCUGUCCAUGUCCUCGGACACCACGGCGGACUCCUUUAGCUCCCUCAACCCCGAGGAGCAAGAAACUCUGUACAUGAAGGGGCGGGAGCUGACCCCCCAGCUGUCUCAGAGCAGCGUCCUGUCCCUCGCGGAUUCCCACACGGAGUUCUUCGAUGCCUGCGAGGUGCUUCUCUCCGCCAGCUCUUCUGAGAACGAGGGCUCAGAGGAGGAGGAGUCGAGCAUCAGUGAGAUCACCACCAGCCUGUCCGAGGAGGUGCUGGACCUCAGGGGAGCUGAGCGCUAUCAGAAAGCGGGGUGUGUUCCAGGGAGAGCUCUGGGGCCACCCCGUCGCCGCUGCCUGCCGGCGGCCAGCGGGCCCGGGGUUGACGUCAGCCUGUGGAACAUCCUGCGCAACAACAUCGGCAAGGACCUGUCCAAGGUGUCGAUGCCCGUGCAGCUCAACGAGCCACUCAACACUCUGCAGCGGCUCUGCGAGGAGCUGGAGUACAGCAGCCUCCUGGACCAGGCCAGCCGCAUCGCCGACCCCUGCGAGCGCAUGGUGUACAUCGCAGCCUUUGCCGUCUCUGCCUACUCCUCCACGUACCACCGAGCAGGCUGCAAGCCCUUCAACCCCGUCCUGGGGGAGACCUACGAGUGUGAGCGGCCUGACCGAGGCUUCCGCUUCAUCAGUGAGCAGGUCUCCCACCACCCCCCCAUCUCGGCCUGCCAUGCGGAGUCUGAGAACUUCAUUUUCUGGCAAGACAUGAAAUGGAAGAACAAGUUCUGGGGGAAAUCCCUGGAGAUUGUGCCUGUGGGCACCGUGAACGUCAGCCUGCCCAGGUUUGGGGACCACUUUGAGUGGAACAAGGUGACGUCCUGCAUUCACAACAUCCUGAGUGGCCAGCGCUGGAUCGAGCACUAUGGGGAGGUCCUCAUCCGGAACACGAAGGACAGCUCCUGUCACUGCAAGAUCACCUUCUGCAAGGCCAAGUACUGGAGCUCCAACAUCCACGAGGUGCAGGGCGCCGUGUUCAGCCGGAGCGGCCGUGUCCUCCACCGGCUCUUCGGGAAGUGGAACGAGGGGCUGUACCGGGGACCCCUGCCUGGUGGUCAGUGCAUCUGGAAACCCAACUCCAUGCCCCCAGACCAUGAGCGAAACUUCGGCUUCACCCAGUUUGCCCUGGAGCUGAAUGAGCUGACGGCGGAGCUGAAACGGUCACUGCCUUCCACGGACACUCGGCUCCGGCCAGACCAGAGGUACCUGGAGGAGGGGAACAUCCAGGCCGCCGAGGCCCAGAAGAGAAGGAUCGAGCAGCUUCAGCGGGACAGGCGCAGGGUGAUGGAGGAGAACAAUAUCGUCCACCAGGCUCGCUUCUUCAGGCGGCAGACAGACGGCAGCGGGAAGGAGUGGUGGGUGACGAACAACACGUACUGGCGGCUGCGGGCCGAGCCGGGCUACGGGAACCUCGACGGGGCCGUGCUCUGGUAGCCCCGGCCCCGGGGGCGGGCGGCUCCCUCCUCCUCCCUCCUGCCUCCAUCCCCACCACGGACACAUGGGCUGGACACAUGGGCGAGGCCAGGCCCUCCCCCUCCUCCGCCCCCCACUGCCCUGGAGACCACAGGGGCCGCCUGGCUCUGGCCCGCUCCCCUCUGCCGGCCAGAGGGGUGCAUCUCAGCCCGUCGCCCGUCCCAUGUUUGGGUGAGAACAGGGUUCGUGCUUCCCAGUCUCGUUGCCCCCAUAACCGGCAUGUAAGACCCUUCUUGCUCUGUCACCCCCUUUCUUCCCUGUUGGGGGGCUUGGGGGAGACUCUAGGCUCUCCAGGAUCUUUCCCCUGUUUCAGUGCCUUCCUAGGACACAGGGGACCCCUGGAUGCUCCCCAGGCUUUCUAUGCCCAGGGCUCUGGCCCCAGCUGUGUGGUUGGGGUGAGUGAAGGGGAGGAGUCGGACGACGUUGUCUUCCACCCCGUCCCUCCCAAGCCCCUCGCCAGCAUCUCCCGGUGCUCUGGCCCCGCGGGGCUCCCCUUGCUUGGUCCCUCGCAAUCUCUCUCAUCCUCCUGGAUCCCCUUCUCCCAGACUGCAAAACACCGGCAGCUCCCCGCUCCUUCAGCCCAGUGGUUUCCUUCAGGAGUCCUCCCCACCCCCCAGCCCGACGGGGCCUCUCCAAGGGGCGGGAGCAGACUGUGCAGGCAGGGCUCCCGGCU
This is a messenger RNA of Eptesicus fuscus (big brown bat), 3291 nucleotides long. It is a transcript of the gene OSBPL7, whose product is annotated as oxysterol binding protein like 7. The coding region runs from base 51 to 2579 and encodes 842 amino acids. Lineage: Eukaryota; Metazoa; Chordata; Mammalia; Chiroptera; Vespertilionidae. Gene Ontology annotation, molecular function: cholesterol binding. The record is from RefSeq and is a predicted model, not a curated record. The transcript is spliced from 22 exons. Gene Ontology annotation, cellular component: plasma membrane; intracellular membrane-bounded organelle; perinuclear endoplasmic reticulum.